AUGUCUUCAGAAAAAAAUGAGCCUAGUAUUAAAAAUCGGGAACUUGCAGCCAAAUUUGGAAUUAGCGAAUCUUCUUGUAGUGAGAUUUUAGCAAAGUCAGACCACUGGUUAUCUAUUAAUCUAACUUCUAAUAGCGCAAAUAAUAAACAGAACAAAAGACCUGUUUUUGUAAAUGUUGAGUCAGCCGUUGCACUUUGGGUUGAACAUGUGAUAGGAAAUAAGCAAACCUUAACUGGUUAUCUUAUUCAAAAUAAGGCAAAAGAAUUCGCUCAAUUACUAAAUGAAGAUAAGUUUAAUGCAUCAAAUAGAUGGUUGCAUAAUUUUAAACAAAGGCACAAUAUUCGUGAAUACAAAUGUCAAAGUGAAGCUGAUAGUGCACCUUUAGACAAAUUACCUGAAUUUAGAAAUAAAUUACAAAGUAUUAUUCAACCAUAUCAGCUUGAUAAUAUUUUUAAUUACGAUGAAACUAGUUUAUAUUAUAGAUUGGAACCAUCUCGCCAAGUACAGACGUUAUCUUAUUCAAAACCAAAUGAAGUUUCAGAUGAAACAAUUAGAAAUUGUUGGCAUAAGACUGGAAUUCUUCCAGUUAAAUUAGACAAUAAUGACUUACCAUUAGAUGACUAUCACUAUGAUGAAUAUUAUAGUGAUCAAUUAGAAAUCGAUAAUGAAUUAUCUACAACUGCAAUUCCAUCAAAUCAAGAAAUCAUUGCUGCACUUCAGGAAGAUGAUGAUGAUGAGAGUGAACCCCCAAUUCAAAUCUCACUUAAUACGGCAAUGGAAAGCUUGAAAAAUAUUAGAUUGUUUUUAGCUAAUCCACCAGAAAAUCUGCGCAUUGAAAAUGAAGAUUCAAAAAUCAAAGUUCAGUCUCACAAUAUAGCUUCCUCAUCAUACGCUUCUACUAAUACCGCAGUACCUACCAUAAAUUCUGAAGAUUCUUCUACCCAUUAUUGCUAUAGGCCUGAGUCCUCAAAAGUUAAGCGUGAAGAAACAAACCAGAAACUUACCAUGCAAAGAAUUAUCUUCGGCAUUCAUUUACCACUAAGACAUAUUAUGGAACAGGGUAUUGUGUCCAAGAUGCGACACUUGCCACCUUUACCAUCAUCUCAUUUUGGUCUAGAAAUAUUGAUGGGUAAAGAUGAAACGAUUGAUUUUGAAGAUUUUUUAAAUUGUACGGAUUAUUAA
Messenger RNA from Racocetra persica, 1182 nucleotides. The record is from the annotation of a GenBank genome assembly. Lineage: Eukaryota; Fungi; Glomeromycota; Glomeromycetes; Diversisporales; Gigasporaceae.